CACACACCCAGAGAAGGAGUGGGGUGGGGGGUGGUAACAGGGUAUGCUGGGGGUGGAGGAUUUGGUGGGGGCUGGGAGGUGGGGGAGGGGCCCAGAAAACCUUCCUGAUUCUGGAGAGAGGCUUGCAGAGCAGGCCCUGCAGGGGCCAUCCCAUCCCUUCUCCUGCCUCCCUCCUCCAGAGCAAAUCCUUGGUGCCUGGAGGGCUCUAAAGGAGGAGUUGCUGUCCCGUGCUCCUUCACAAUUUACCCUGUGCACGGAAGUCCUCCAGAGCUCUAACCUCUCCCUGACCCCUGCAGUAUCUCCCUUUGUUCAGUCUUCAGUGGAAAUGGAGAAAUUCCUAGUUCCACUCUCCAUGUUCUUGUCUGGUGAGAGGACUUGGAAAUUACUCCUGCAGGUUGAUUUUCUUAACCAGGGUGGGGAGUAUUAUAGGAACUGGAGAAAGAGGAGAAGGACUUAGUAUUUAGUGUCUGAAAAUAUUUCGCUCUUGAGGACUCUGACAGCUGGAACCACACCUGGUUGCCCCACUCAUCUGACGGUGGGGCAGUAGUUCCAGUGACCAGAAAAAUUAAACCUCAAUUUACAUUCUGAGGGUGAGGCUAGAGGUACCCUCAGGAAAGGUACUGGACUGGGAGUCAGGAGACCUGGAUUUGAGGACUAGCCCUGCCCUGCCACUUACUAGCUGGGCGACCUUGGACAAGCCACUAGUCCCCUCUGGACCUCAACUUCCUUAUCUGUAAAACAACGGGGUGGGCCAGGCGAUGUCUAAUCAGGUUCCGGUCAGCUCCAGGCUCCAGCAUGUGGAGAUCCUGUGUGUGGCAUCAUUUAGCGCCGAGAAGUGCAGAAGUCACAGUUGCUCCUGCCCCUUCUCACCCUGGAUCCUCACCCAGGUGUCGCAUCAUGCCAGUCAGUCUGGCCGACUCCACCAGUUAGGUAUUCCCGGCCUCGGACCAAACCUAAGCCCCACCUCAACUGAUACUCCUUUCCCAGGGCCCCACCCCCGCCCCCCAAAUCUCUGAAUCUGAGAGCAGCUGGUGAGGAGGGAGGGUAACAGUCACACAAAUCCUCCAGCCAAUCUGCCCCCAGCUUUAUCACCCGCCAAUCUGGGAUUAUCCCAUCGGAGGCUCAAUCUCCUUAGGCAUGUGUGUGCGGGUGCGCAUGCGCAAGCAAAGCGUGUCGUGGGGGCAGAUGCUCAGGGUGCAUGGGCUUUCACCUCCUUCUCUCCUGUGCUCUAGCCAAAGCACUCAGGAAAUUCCCUCACAGGCACCUCCGCAGCCAGGCACCCACCCCUACACCCACGCCAAAAGAAGCAGAAUCAGAACCAGGGUUGGGGGAUUCUUACGCUUGGCGCUAGCCCCCUUCCCAGCAGGCCUGGGGAUUUGCUGUUCUAGAUGGAGAUGGGAACCUGGGACCCAGAGAGAAAGGAUGCAGUUCCCUCCUGGCAUAGGCUCCCAGGCACAAAAAUAGCAUCUCGAGAAAUACCCACGGCUGAUGUGGAUUCGCACAAAGAGACACACAAGUGUACAGACCACAGCAAGGACCGUGCUGACGGGGCUCUGAGAUAGGGAGACAACAGAAAAAGACAAACAGCAAUGGAGAUGAAAACUGUUGAUUUGUGAGGGGCCUCCACAGAGAAAAGCAGGGAAGGAAGAGAUGGGUGAGCAGCAGCAUUCUCCACUUCCCAUGUUGGAGAAGGAGUAGAGGCCAGGACAGAUGUGUCUCUGGCACCCAGACCCUGCUGAGCAAAUGUUUGCUGAAGGUAACAAGAAAUGCAUGCAUCUACAGCAAGAAAGAUGGAUGCUACAGAGAGAGAGGGGGACUUCCUGGUGAUGAGAGGAGGUGGAAAAUAUGCUCAGUGUCAGGAGGGUGAGUGAAGACAUCUGCAGCAGAAUUUAUGAGAGUGCACAAAGAAUUGAUUCUAUAACCUUCCUGCCCUCAAGUGGCUUCCACCUCAAGUGGAAGAUUCAGACUCGGAUUGCUAACGAAAAGUACCUAAGGACCCACAAAGAAGUAGAGUGGCUCAUAAGUGGUUUCUUCAGAGAAAUAUUUUUGAAAAGACCAGACAACAUCCUAGAAUUUGCUGCAGACUACUUCACGGAUCCAAGACUUCCCAACAAGAUUCACAUACAGCUAAUUAAAGACAAGAAAGCGGCUUAAUUAGCAAAAUCAUGAUGCUCAGCUGUUGGGAGAGACCAGACGGAAUCCAGCCUCGGGGGUCAUCUGGAGGCAUGAGAGCCCUACUGCCAUCAGUGUGGGUUUCCAAGCUGCCUUGGGCUCUGUCUACUGUCGCAAAAGCUUUUAAAGAUAUUCAUUAAACACGGACCUUCCUGCUC
Messenger RNA from Pan troglodytes (chimpanzee), 2330 nucleotides. It is a transcript of the gene RIIAD1, whose product is annotated as regulatory subunit of type II PKA R-subunit domain containing 1. The transcript is spliced from 9 exons. The record is from RefSeq and is a predicted model, not a curated record. The coding region runs from base 1846 to 2154 and encodes 102 amino acids. Lineage: Eukaryota; Metazoa; Chordata; Mammalia; Primates; Hominidae.